GCCACAAGGAGCGAAGCAACUUUGGUUAAGGACUAUUCUCAAUUGACUGUGAAGAAAUUUGACCUGGAAUUUUCGGUCGAUCCGCUCUUCAAGAAGACCUCGGCCGAUUUCGAUGAAGGUGGAGCUCAAGGAUUGCUAUUGAAUCAUCUAUCGAUCGAUGCCGAUGGCAAAAUUAUAUUUGAUGCAAGUGAUGCCGUCUUGGAGGAUUCCAACGAAGAAGAUUCAAACGCGAUGGAUGAAGACAUCGCGGAACAGACCAUGGAUUUAUCAAAGCUUCGCU
Molecule: messenger RNA, 280 nt
Organism: Acaulospora colombiana
Lineage: Eukaryota; Fungi; Glomeromycota; Glomeromycetes; Diversisporales; Acaulosporaceae
Source: the annotation of a GenBank genome assembly